Molecule: messenger RNA, 267 nt
Organism: Malus domestica (apple)
Lineage: Eukaryota; Viridiplantae; Streptophyta; Magnoliopsida; Rosales; Rosaceae
Source: RefSeq, a predicted model, not a curated record
AUGGAGCCUUGGAAAAUCAUGCUGAUUGUUGGGUUCGUUGGCAUCGCCGUAGUUGCUGCGUUAGGUUCUUUUUGUAGAGGACGUACCGGGGUAGGCUUUGGUGGUGGCGGAACUUCUGGUGGUAAUCUUCAUCACCAUCGUCAUAAUCAUGCUGCAGGAGGAGGCUUCCAUGGCGGAGCAGGCUUUGGCGGUGGUGCUGAUUUUGGUGGCGGAGGAGGAGGACAUGGAGGGGGACAUGGAGGAGGACAUGGUAGCAGUGCAUGUUGA